AUUUUACGCACACGUAGAGCUAGAAUUUAGACGUUUUUGUUAAAGUGCCAACACUGAACCCCCUGUCCACUAAACAGUUAGACAAGUCCAGCAUAAAAAUCACAACAGUAUUUACAGACACGGUGCAUUUGCUUGAGAAGUUACACCUCAAAAUGAAAGCAUCGAUGUAAAAGUCUUUUAAUUGCAUGUUCAUAGGGAGGAUGAUGUAGCCACGUGACCAGAGGAGCCCAGCUCUGAUCUGGACACAUUUAGCCCCUGUAUCCGGACUUUCCAGUUUGCAGGAUGUUUUGCGUCUGAGCGCACGGGUGGUCCACAGAGAAGGGCGGAUAGAUUAUCGAGGACACUUUGUCAAACGAAAAUGUCCUCACCGACGUCCAGACGGAAUAGUUGCCGUGGUACUGGUUCUGGAAGCCGCGCAUCAUCUGAGUGCCAUGUCCGCCGCCGGGCCUCCAGCUGUUCUUACUUCUCCUCUAGCGCUCAGACUGAAGACUUCUCCGUCAGUCUGAGCCAGCCGAUAUUCACCAUAACGCUCCGGUUCUUGCUGGCGAUAGACCUGUGGCUGUCCAAGCGGCUCGGGAUGUGCGCCUGUGAGGAGUCUCCGUGGGGCAGCAUACGGCCCUUGGUGCGGCUGGUGGAGUUCUCCGGGCAUGUCAUCCCGUGGCUCUUCGGCACUCUGUACACUCUGCUCCGUGGAGAGACGGUGGCAGAGCAGGAGAUCAUGCUGAAUUUGGCUCUGGCCCUGUUGUUGGAUCUGCUACUGGUCAGAGUUGUGAAGACCCUGGUCCGACGUCGAAGACCUGCCCAGAACCGCUCUGACAUCCUCUCCACCUUCUUCGUGGAGCGCUAUUCCUUCCCCUCAGGCCACGCCACACGGGCAGCCAUGUGUGCCCGCUUCCUCCUAUCCCAGCUGGUGGAUACAGCCUCCAUGCGGGUUCUCGUGGUGGGAUGGGCCAUUCUGGUGAGCCUGUCCCGGCUGCUGCUUGCCAGACACUAUGUGACAGAUGUGGGCUUUGGCUUGGCUAUGGGUUACUGCCAAUACAGCUUGGUGGAAAAGCUGUGGGUGACCUGGGACUGCCUCCAGGACAUACUGCUCAUGCGACUGCGAGAGAGAAUCAACAGGGCUUAUGGUGGACUCUGGAUGGCAGAUUGGAAGCAUUAGGUUUGGUGGAAAUGAGUGGUGUGACAAUUUAUGUGUAUGGGGAAAAUGUGUAGCAUGAGUGUGUGUAAUUCAAAAAUUCCCUACUGUUAAAAAAGUGAACUUUAUUUGUUAAUGGAUUAUAUCAAAGUUACUUCAAUAUUUCUAUCUGUUUUUAUUUGUAUUUUAGGUUUUUUGUUUGUUUGUUUUGUUUUAAAGAAUGAGUUGGGAAUAUUGAUAUUGAUUACCUGUGGCUGCCAGGGUUGUAGUUUUUCCUGUUAAGAUGCACAUGCAACUUGUUUGCACAGUGGUACUGAUGAUGGAUGGACUUAAUCUCACAAGGCUGAAACCAAAGCUAUAUUUAAUAAGAUCCUUUUUUUUUAAAAAAAAGAAAAGAAAAACAAAUUAAAGUAAGCUAUACCAUUUA
Messenger RNA from Lates calcarifer (barramundi perch), 1562 nucleotides. RefSeq names its product polyisoprenoid diphosphate/phosphate phosphohydrolase PLPP6. Gene Ontology annotation, molecular function: sphingosine-1-phosphate phosphatase activity. The transcript is spliced from 2 exons. Bases 359 to 1159 code for a protein of 266 amino acids. Lineage: Eukaryota; Metazoa; Chordata; Actinopteri; Centropomidae. The record is from RefSeq and is a predicted model, not a curated record.